This is a messenger RNA of Cyprinus carpio (common carp), 2472 nucleotides long. RefSeq names its product 5-hydroxytryptamine receptor 3A-like. The record is from RefSeq and is a predicted model, not a curated record. Gene Ontology annotation, molecular function: transmembrane signaling receptor activity; neurotransmitter receptor activity; extracellular ligand-gated monoatomic ion channel activity. NCBI's taxonomy places the organism in Eukaryota, Metazoa, Chordata, Actinopteri, Cypriniformes, Cyprinidae. Gene Ontology annotation, cellular component: membrane; neuron projection; synapse. Gene Ontology annotation, biological process: chemical synaptic transmission; monoatomic ion transmembrane transport; nervous system process.
GCUACUACUAAAUAUUGUAGAAACUUAAUUUUCUGUAAAGUUGCUUUGCAAUGAUUUGUAUCGUAAAAAGUGCUAUACAAAUAAACUUGAAGUACACACACUCCUGUGAACUGCAGCUCACCUGUCCUGCAUUGUUUUGGAUUGUGGGGGAAACUGGAGACCUGGAGGAAACUUAUUGUGGGUUUGCUAUUAGUAAUUAGUGAAACUCUUAAUUCAUCACAAAUAUAAUGAAUAUGUCAGGCUGGUAUGAUAGAUAAAUAUGAUAGAACUGCCUUGUCCUAUAGGACUAUAUAAAGUGAGGACAUCCCUUUAUUAAAGUGUUGUCUCUCUCUACACCAUCAAACAUAAUUAAAACCCUAGUGAAAGAGUUUGUGCAGUGAUUGUUUUCAUGUAUGGCCUCCUGUGCUUUUGUCAGCCGUAGAAUGGCCUCCUGUUUGACUGUCCCAGCAAGUAAUUAGUGCUCUGUUGUGAUGUUUAACAAUAAACUGAAUGCUGAGAUCUCACUAAAUCUCAUCUGUAGUCCUAGUAACAGACAAGCUAUAGACACAAAAUAUAGGAUCAAAUUUAAAAGACAUAGAUGGUUUGGAUAUAAGCUGGGUGUAUUUUGUUUGUCUUGCGUAACAACAAAGAGCUGCGACCCUUUAAAAGAGCCAAAUGAUCCUUGUUUCCCUCAAAAUCUAUAAACAGCCACAAGUGAAGUUUGUGGAAUCUGACCUGGGAGUUUGCUAGCAAAGGAACUGAAAUGGUUCUUCCACAGAGGAUUUCAUUGUUUCUCCUCCUCUGCUCAUCUCCACCAGUGUUUGUUGGUGGUAUUUCCAAUUCCACCGAGGCUCCCUGUGAUCGUCGCUGUCUGGCAAAUGCUCGGGUUAAGAAAGAACUGUUCAGUGCGCCACAGAAUGAUAACUGUACCAUCAUGGUGAACAUCACUUCAAUACAAUAUGAGACACUGUCUUUCGAUACAAAGGGCAUGGAAAUGAGCAGCCGUAUCAAGAUAAACAUGGAAUGGAAGGAUCCUGAUCUUGGAUGGCUCCAAGAGAAAUCUAGAUUUCCAACAAUUGUUAUGCCAGUUGAUAAAAUCUGGAUUCCUCGGAUAGUUUUGGACAACGCAAUAGAAACGACCAUGGAGCCGUACACCAAUGAUGUACAGGUGAGGCGGGAUGGUACUGUGAGCCAUGCGGUUGUUUAUUUCACGACGGUGAGCUGUCAAAUCAACCUCUUUACCUACCCCUUUGUGGCUGGUUCGUGCCCUGUGGCCAUGAAUGGAUGGAGCCAGAAAACUUGCGCGCUCAAUUUCCAGAUCGCUGAUAAUGUGACUUUGGUUGGCGGCAGUGGAGGAGAGUGGCUGACUACUUCCGUGAACAAAACUGUGGAUAAAUCAAAUCGUGUUUAUCUCCAAGUCGCUCUGUCGAUUAACCCCUUCAGUGCUGUUGUGACCCUGAUCCUGCCCAGCGGACUGAUACUGCUGGCUGACCUGGUGAGCUUCGCUCUUCCAUUCGAAGGAGGAGAGCGCAACUCUUUUAAGGUCACUUUGGUCCUGAGCUUCACCAUGUUCCUCCUCAUCCUCAGUGAUCACCUGCCUAACAGUGGCGACUGCAGCCCCCUCCUCCACUACCACUUCAGCUUCUGUCUGGUGUGUUUGGUCUUGAGUAUGCUGGCCUCCAUAGUGCUGACACGUCUGUCUGUAGACGACAGCUUCUUGGUGUGCAGACGCUCCUCCAAAGUUCAUCCAUCAAAUAGCACGGAAACAAAUGACGGCCUGGAUCAGGAGAAAGAUACGGGUGUGAUUACAACAAUGUCUGGUGAUCUGGCUUCAGAGAAGACUUCACUCUUGAAAAUAGUGAACUUUUUGGAGACCGUGAAUGAAAAAGAAAAGGAGGAUCAGAGUAAAGUGGCAUUUGCGUACCUCUUAGACAAAUUCUGCUUUGGCUUUUUCAUAAUCAUCUACAUACUUUAUGGCAUAAUUAUUAUUUCUAUCACCCGAACAGACAUUUGUAAGGUUAAUAAUCUAGACUUCUGGGAUGAAUCGCAGCAAGAAGAUGUCUACUAUGACUACUCAUACAUAUACUCAUACUCAGACUCAGACUCAUACUCAGACUCAUACUCAGACUCAUACUCAGACUCAAACACAAACACAUAGUCACUUUCUCUGCACUGUUGUUUCUCAGAUUAGCACUGUUUUUUCUUUUUUUCUUUCCUAAUUGGUGCAUAUAAUCUGUAGCAAACUCUGCAACAUAACGACUGAAUAGUGUACAGGCCAUCAAAUACUGAUUUAUCCAUAUUUAUAAGAAUAUCAACAAAAUCUUGGGAAUCAAUACGAAACAAAAUACAAAAUAACUUGUAAUUCUCUUAUUAAAUUAAGUCUUAUUAAAUGUACAAUCUUUCAGCAUGCUAUUAAGAUUAAAAAGCAUUUUACUUGUAUUAAACCACUAUAUUGUCAAAGGGAUUUUCAUAGCAUUAAUUAUAACAACAAAU